Molecule: messenger RNA, 4536 nt
Organism: Alternaria burnsii
Lineage: Eukaryota; Fungi; Ascomycota; Dothideomycetes; Pleosporales; Pleosporaceae
Product: glycosyltransferase family 8 protein
Exons: 8
Coding region: 1-4536 (1511 amino acids)
Biological process (GO): proteolysis
Molecular function (GO): glycosyltransferase activity; peptidase activity
Source: RefSeq, a predicted model, not a curated record
AUGGCACAGCCACUCGAGGAUGCGUACAUUACGCUUCUUAUGAGCGAUUCCUACCUACCGGGCGCAGUCGUUCUUGCAAACUCUCUGCGCGAUGCCGGAACCACCAAGAAGCUUGCGGUGCUCGUGACUAUGGAGACGCUAUCGGCUGAUACCAUCUCGGAGCUCAAGGCGCUUUACGAUUACCUGAUUCCUGUCGAGCGCAUACGAAACUCCAAUCCCGCCAACCUCUAUGUCAUGGGGCGGCCCGAUCUGGCUUUUGCCUUCACCAAGAUUGCUCUCUGGAGACAGACGCAGUUCCGCAAGCUCGUCUACCUCGACGCAGAUGUGGUAGCUCUGAGGGCCUUGGACGAGCUGUUCGACAUUGAGGCUUCGUUUGCUGCAGCGCCAGAUAUCGGCUGGCCAGAUGCUUUCAACAGCGGUGUCAUGGUUAUCAAACCAGACAUGGGCGAAUACUGGGCUCUCCAGACCAUGGCAGCGACUGGUGACAGUUUCGAUGGCGCAGAUCAAGGCUUACUGAACCAGUACUUCGAACACCGUCCCUGGCAACGAUUGAAGUUUACUUACAACUGCACGCCAAACGCCGAAUACCAAUGGGAGCCAGCAUACCGCUACUACAAGCGCGACAUUGCCGCUGUCCACUUUAUCGGCAAGAACAAGCCUUGGUCAGGCCACCAUGCGGGUGGAAAUGGCGUCUAUGGAGAACUGGUAGCGCGAUGGUGGGCGGUGCACCAGAGACAUUUGCACAAGGCAAAGGGGGGCCAACGAGCUGGUGAGGCAAAGAGCACCCAUGGUGACUCCGGGCUUUCUUCCUCGUCUAUUCCUGUUCCUAUCGAGGCCUCUGCUGUUACAACCGAGCCACCUAUGACCGAAACUGGAGAUGAGAUUCAGGAUAUUGACCAAGGUAUAAUAGAGCCAACCCCUACGGUCGAACAACGCAAGUUCUCUGCGCCUGAGAUGCAGUGGGAUGCAACCAAGUUCGAGCCACCAGCCCAGUCGAGACCCGAAGCUGCCAAUUUCCCUACCCAAACGUACACUUUCAGUGACAGCCGGUCGCUCUUCAAGGCUCCAAGCGCCUACCCGGAAGCGCCGCGGGACAUGUGGUACCAGGUCCCAGAAACCAGGCCCAAACCUGCCGAGAGACCUAAGCCCAUCUUUCCAUGGGAGCAAGAGGUGGACAGACCAAAGCCGACGCGUGUGUUUGCUGAAGACCUGUCACCAGAACCGACACCUACAGUAAUGUCACCGACACACGCGUUUUCAACCGUACAUUACGAUGAGAGUGAUAAAACAGCUCCAACCGGAGUGGACAGAGUUAGAAGCCCUGCAAACGCUUCUGCCUCGAAUUUUGCUGACCAAGGUUGGCAGUCCUACCAGCAUAGUGGCGUAAAUGCCUGGGAUAAUGUUCCGGGUAUCGAUAGCUACGUUCGUGCCAUAUCGGACAUGAGUGGAAUACGGGGCAAGAACCAGUCCCUACGCCAGACCACAGGCACGGAUGAUAUCAGUUCGCCCAUACUGGAACGUAGGAACCGCCGCGAGAGCCUUAUUCUCACUGAUUUCCCGUCUGCAGUAGAACGACCGAGCCUUCCUGUGACACCUGCACCGGUCCGUCGUCCGAUGUUCUGGGGCGAAGAGAGAAAUCAAGCAGGUGAACUACCUUCUGCUACAGGAGUGCCGGAUCAGACCGAAUGGAACCCCGAGGAGAAGCUUGACCAGCUACGGCGUUCAUCUCUGAUCGAGUUUGAACAUCUGAAGAAAGACGAGCACCCUAACCCCCCGAUGCGUGCGCUACCCGAGCAUUCAGUCGUUGAGAAGAAAGAAGCAGGCACUUCAUUUGGGCUUGAUGGAGCAAAUGACCAGGCUGUUCCAGGAUCUUUCCCGCACAUCGCAGAAAAGGACUUUGCUAGCAGUGACCCUGCACCGGAUGUACGACCAGGCUUCGGCGACCGCUCAUUUGCUCAUGGUGAUGAAAACUCGGCACCGGACCACUACUCCAAGCAAGACUUUUCUUCUGGAUCUUCAAGCACCUUCGGACAGAACUUCUCGAGUUCGACGUCGCAGGCAACGGCCCAUGAACAAAGUGCUAGCCAUGAUUCGUUGUCAUCUGGUCAGCAAGUUCAGUCUGGGGGCAUGACCUUUACUGUACCCACCUUCGAUGAUGGUACUUCAGCCGACGUCCAAGCUGCGGGAGACGAACUCAGUCCGACACAGAGCACGCUUGGGCCAGCUGCUCCACUCGAAAGCUUGACAAGCUUGAGUCGACUGAUGGCGCUACUCGUCGCAACACCUAUCCGCUGCGACCGUUACACGCCAGAACGACUGCCCAACGCCGCCUGGCCAUAUCUGUAUCACCCACCCAACAAGAUGGCGCACCUCGACCCGUACUUCAAGCAGGUAGACGACUUGCAGAGCAACUUCAUCGAGAGGCUGAGGGAGGCGGUUGCUAUCCCCAGUAUCAGCUCCGAGGACCAGAGGAGACCCGAUGUCGUCAAGAUGGGCCACUGGUUAGCGGAACAGAUCAAGGCGCUUGGUGGUACCGUUGAGCUCCGCGAGCUCGGAAAGCAGCCUGGUCGCGAGCACCUUGACCUCCCACCGUGCCUUCUUGGACGCUACGGAGACGACCCGAAGAAGCUCAACGUUCUCGUUUACGGUCACUACGACGUACAGCCCGCGAACAGAUCCGACGGAUGGGCGACCGACCCCUUCACCCUCACCAUCGACGACAAGGACCGCAUGUACGGACGCGGUAGCACCGAUGACAAGGGCCCGGUUCUUGGCUGGUUGAAUGCGAUUGAGGCACAUCAGAAGGCAGGCGUAGAACUCCCAGUCAACCUGAUCAUGUGCUUCGAAGGCAUGGAAGAGAACGGAUCAGAGGGUCUGGACGACACCAUCCGCGCCGAGGCCAAGAAGUUCUUCAAAGACGUAGAUGUUGUUUGCAUCUCAGACAACUACUGGCUAGGAACUGAGAAGCCAUGCUUGACAUACGGUGUUCGCGGUUGCAACUACUACCAAGUAGAGGUCUCUGGCCCUGGUCAGGACCUGCACUCUGGUGUCUACGGUGGAAUGACACACGAGCCCAUGACCGACUUGGUUCGCAUCAUGAACUCGUUGGUCGACCCCGACGGCAAGAUUCUCAUCAAGGGCGUCGAUGACCUCGUCGCCCCACUUACCGAGCAAGAAGCUGCACUUUACCCACCCAUCGCCUUCACCAUGGACGGUCUGCGGGAAUCAUUGGGUGGUGAAGUCACCAUCCACGACAAUAAGGAGGAUGCGCUCAAGUCCAAGAUGCGAUACCCAUCGCUGUCGCUCCACGGCAUUGAGGGUGCUUUCUACUCCGAGGGCGCGAAGACUGUCAUCCCUGCCAAGGUCAUUGGAAAGUUCUCCAUUCGCACAGUACCAAACAUGGAGAUCGACCCAGUCACCAAGUUGGUUGAGAAGCAUGUCGACGACGAGUUUGCCAAGCUCAAGUCCAAGAACAAAAUGAAGUUCAGCGUGGUGCACUGCGGAAAGUGGUGGGUGGAGGACCCCAACCACCCCAACUACACUGCUGCUGCCAAGGCCGUCGAGCGUGUAUUUGGUGUAAAGCCAGACAUGACCCGAGAGGGUGGUAGCAUCCCUGUUACCUUGACCUUCCAGGAGGAGCUAGGCAAGAAUGUCCUAUUGCUGCCAAUGGGUAGCUCGACUGACGCCGCUCACUCGAUAAACGAGAAGCUGGACAAGAGGAACUACAUUGAGGGCACGAAGCUACUAGGAGCCUACCUGCACUACAUUGCAGGAGAGAUGAAGCGCGAUUCGGCAUCGCUCCACCCAGGACGGCCAGCACCGUGCCAACGCGUGCACCUCAAGCAGCCCGCCAAACCCAACCCCAAUUCCACAAUGUCAACAUGUAAAUCCCUCCUUCGGGCAUGUCCAUCGCAACGGACUACUCCAUCGCUCCUUCCCCUCACGCAAUGUCGUUUCGAAUCCACAACCCGGCGGCACAGAAAACUGCUCGCACUCCCCGAAGCACCAUCCUACACACCCGACCGCUCGGCUCCCACAUUGGUCUUCAAUCCCCCGUCUUCGGCGCCAAACGUCUAUCACACGCCGCUCAAGUUUCUGCCCAAGGAAGAUAAGAGAAGACAGUUAUACGCUGCCGCUCAACAAUACGCAACAAAACUGGCGCACACACGGCAAUCCUCCCACAUCGCAGCGCCCGGCACACCACUCAACACAGACAGUUUCCUUCCACCGCGCCCUUCUGCCUCCCUGCCUGCGCCUGUUCGACAGCCAUACGAGAAGACCUACCAUCUCAACGAGAAUGAUAUUGCUGAGAUUAGGAGGCUGAGGAGUCAGGACCCAGAUACAUGGACGCGGGUGAAGCUGGCGGAGAAAUUCGGUUGCAGUCAGUUCUUUGUGGGUAUGGUUGCUAAAAACGAGGGCAAGGCGGAGAGGGUAAACAGGGAGCAUGAGGCGGCAAGGAGGAAGUGGGGAACCAGGAGACGAGAGGCUAGGGAGGACCGGGGCAGGAGGAAGGUGCUUUGGGGGAGAGACGCUUAG